Molecule: messenger RNA, 786 nt
Organism: Candidula unifasciata
Lineage: Eukaryota; Metazoa; Mollusca; Gastropoda; Stylommatophora; Geomitridae
Source: the annotation of a GenBank genome assembly
AUGGACACGCAUGUUUUUGACACAAAACCAGAGAUCUGGCGAGAAGUUCAGGAACCAAAUUAUAGUUUGAUCAUCAUAGUUGUAUCUUUAGUGUUGUUCUACAUCCUAUCGCUGAUUGCGGCGUCUGUAACACCGCUGGUAGCCAGAAAGUCUGCAUGGAAAUGGAAGAAUUUCUCGGCGUCUUUCAUACAUGCUCUGAUCAGUAGUGCGUGGGCUAUGAUCUGCUUCUUUGAGCGACCAGACAUGGCAGAAGAUCUGAUUACUGUCUACACACCUCUGUCACACAGUCUUGUGUCGUUUUCUGUAGGUUACUUCAUAUUUGACGCGAUUGCGCUUUUGGGUCAGAGGGACAAGCAAGCUUAUGAACUUGUUGGCCAUCAUGCUGUUAUCAUCUGCUGUUUUAUGGUCCCGGUGCUGUCGCAUCACUAUGUGGGUUAUGCCGUUGUUGCACUGAUGGUGGAGUGGAACAGCAUCUUUCUACACCUGCGUCAGCUGCUGCAAAUCUGCGGAGUCUCCAAGCUGAAUGCUUGGUACCGACUCAACAGCCUUACAAACUUAGCCACGUUUAUCGUAUUCCGCAUCCUACUGCUGGCUUGGAUGACCCGGUGGAUCGUCAUCAACAAAGACCACGUCCCGCUGGUAUUCUACACCAUGGGCAGUGUCGGACUGGCCAUUAUGGUGGUCAUGAACAUUGUUCUCUUCUACAGGCUACUGCGGUCAGACUUUGUGUCCUUGAGGAACUCACACAGUGACCUUCGAGUGGUCGACAAACCUGCCGAUGAAUGA